CGCCGCGACACGAGACCAAGAAAAGCACACUGAAGUUAAGAGAAAUACGGAAUUUGAAAGAAGAAGAUGCGAAAAGAAAAAAAAAGAAGAAAACAAGAAAACAAGAGAUGAUGCUAUUUUGUCCGGCCGUCUACUAGCGCAUCUCCCUUGUUGAUCACGAGCUAUAUCCAUUGUGCGUUCAGUAUAAACAACUUGGCACAACUGUAUGGGAUUACCGAUAGUACACUUGCACAGGUAUGUCGUGAUACAACCUUUACGAGGCGGAUCCAGAAAAUGGGUUGCCAUGUUGCACGAGGGCAGCGACCAGUAGCCUAUCCAACCACUGGAAAUAGACUCGUCUCUGCUGCCGGUGUCACCGUGAGGAGAUGUUCUGUAGCCGAGUCCAAGUGGUACAGCCUAUUUGAUGCUAUUCAAUUUGUCGAGAUGCUGUUAGUCAAGAACUGGAAAUGUGCAGAAUCUCGCCGCCUCUAGACAUGUAGUCUAUCGCCUACCAAGUAUGGGCUAGAAUCUUGGGACAAUUUAGCUCGGAAGAAGCGACAUGAUGAAUGAAUUAUCAUGUUUAUAUUCAAAGCGGAGAAGGAAAAUUCUGAAACAAGCCGAGCCGAUACCAGUUCGUCGCUACUCAGACAUCAUCGGCUCUGUGUCAGCUCGAGCAGCACACAAUGCUCGAUUACGCCGUCGCCGUCGACGCACCUCGCCCUCGCCGUCGGAUCUCUGUCGCACAUAUUCUUGCAUAGCCCUCUCCUACUUUUCCAUCUUCGAAAAAAAUGCCGUUUUUUCAACAGCAUUGGCUUUUUGUGAAUGUGCAAAUACAGUGAGAUAUGGCUGGUGCUAGGCAUCUACAACUCACAUCAUGGACGACGAAACAAAGCACACGCCUGCCUCCAUCUGGGAUGACAGCCUAUCGAAUGAAGAGAUUGGCAGAAUCCAAGCAGCUGUAGACGAAUACGCCAAGUCUCAAAACGUCAUACUCUUCGCCCCAAUAAGCAUCGCAAUGGCUAUACUCCUCGUGGUUGUCACGUUAGCCAUCUUUUGCAGGAGACGGGCGAAGCAAAAGAAGAACAAUAAUCGCACAACUCUUACUAGCUUUCACCAAGCUGUCUUGCCAGCGACGCCUACACGGGCAGGCUCACCCUUCUUCUCAUCAUCUACAACAAACACUGCCAGCCCAGAGAGCGGCACCGUUACCCCUCCACCGCGUCUUCAAGAGCGUCGAUUUCUCCUAUCACGGGCGCUCAGUCAGAGAUCCAUCAGUGCAAGCCAACGCGGUAACAGAACAGCUUUUCACAUUCCCAUCUUCAAAUCGCCAGCACGGCCGCCGCGGCCCAUCUCUAGCAAACAGCUCGAUCUGGAGAUUGGCUGGGCAGUAUCACAGGCCGCCGAUAGCGUGGCUGCCGAGUCGACCUUUUACGCAUUCCCUAUGGAGCCAAUGCGACGACAGACAGUGCGCCGCCAAACAGCAAGCUAUACCGAUGAGGCUCUGUCGAGAAUCGAAGAGCAGGACGGCGUUGUCACGGCAGAAAUUGGACUAGCUACCGACUUUCCAGCGCCCAAGACGUCAGACGAUAUCCCGCUCAUACACGCCGAGUACUGCUACAACCGAAUACAGGAUAACUUUGGCCGAGUCCGAACACCGAGCCCUGCUCGAGUACAAUAUCGGCGGGGGCGAGCCCUUGGUGAAGAUGAUUUAGAGCUGCUGCGUCGAAGCUACGACGGGAGCCUGCCGACUUGGAAGUAACACUUGAAAUAGACUAGAAUU
[Torrubiella] hemipterigena is the source of this 1759-nucleotide messenger RNA. NCBI's taxonomy places the organism in Eukaryota, Fungi, Ascomycota, Sordariomycetes, Hypocreales, Clavicipitaceae. The record is from the annotation of a GenBank genome assembly.